Plectropomus leopardus (leopard coralgrouper) is the source of this 5104-nucleotide messenger RNA. The record is from RefSeq and is a predicted model, not a curated record. Lineage: Eukaryota; Metazoa; Chordata; Actinopteri; Perciformes; Serranidae.
GCAGGCACCUUCUCGGGGCUACUAUGAAAUAGUUCGCUGUCAACGUUGUAAAGCGGCCACAUUUCGAUAGUUUGGAUUAUUGUUACGCAGAAGGACAACAUGUUUUGACGACGGACCUGACAUUUGACAGAGAGAUGUUACAGAAUUUCUGAGUUUGUAGGACCGAAGAGGAAUUCUCAGGAGUUCUUCAUGUAUUGUUGACUUACUAGCUCGGUAGCUAGCUAAGUAAGCUAGAGAGUUAAUUGAAAUUGACUAGCUCGGCCGCAAGUUUAACUUCGCCCGUUCCCUUUUAUCGUUUUUUAAUUUAAGUUACAAGCCACUAGAACAGUCGUUUAGACAGUUUGGUGCCUCCUUAAGUUGCUGCCAUGGCUGACAGCAGCAUAGUGACUUUAGGGACAGCCCGGAGUCUGCUGGUGGAUUCUUCGGUCUAUGAUUCGAGGAUCGCUGAAACCACAAAGGACCAUGUAUUUCUGGGCAUGGCGUGUGAAGACGGGGAAGAUAUGCUGCCAAAACUGGAGACAAGGGUGGUUCUUGUGGGAGAGGCGGGCAGAAAUGGAGCGCUGGUCAAAGCACUGCAGGCCGUCAGAGUAAUGGAGGUACCGGUGGUAAAGAUAAGAGAAGGCGAGGCGGGUGCCGAAGAGAAAAUGAUGAUAAAAUCUAUAGUCAAUAUGGACAUCAGCACCCCAUGCAUAAUGACAGACAACAUCCAAGAGUUUGGAGAUGGAGAUAACACUGAUUACGAGACAGUGUUUGUCCUCGCAGACUUUGAUUCUCCUGACUACAGCUACCUCUACAAACGUGACAACCGCAUCAUUGGGCCUCCUGUUGUGCUGCACUGUGCUGCAAAGGAGGAACCUCUACAGUUUUCAUGCCGUCCUCUCUACUCCACCACAAUGAUUAGCCUGUCACUGUGUUUCACUGGCUUCAGGAACAAAGAGGAAAUGAAGAACUUGGUGAAUCUGGUUCAUCACAUGGGUGGGACCAUCCGGAAAGACUUCAGCACCAAGGUUACUCAUCUCAUCGCCUACUCCACUCACGGAGAGAAAUACAGGCUGGCAGUGUGCAUGGGGACUCCUAUUCUCACUCCGUCAUGGAUUCACAAGGCCUGGGAGAGAAGAAAUGACGUGCACUUUCAUGCAGGAGAAGAGGAGUUUCGAAUGGAGUUUAAAGUUCCUCCGUUCCAGGACUGCAUCCUCAGUUUUUUGGGUUUCUCAGAUGAAGAGAAGGCAAACAUGGAGGAGAGGACACUCAAACACGGUGGCAGUUAUCUUGAGGUUGGAGAUGAGCGAUGUACACACAUGGUAGUGGAGGAAAACUCAGUAAAGGAGCUGCCGUUUUCUCCCUUCAAGAAACUCUUUGUGGUCAAACAGGAGUGGUUCUGGGGCAGCAUUCAAAUGGACGCUCGAGCCGGGGAAUCCAUGUACCUCUACGAAAAGAACGACAGCCCAGCCAUGAAGAAGGCAGUGUCCCUGCUGUCCCUCACCACCCCCAACAGUAACCGCAAGCGUCGGCGUCUGAGGGACACCCUGGCUCAGCUUGCCAAGGAGACAGAGAUCUCCCCCUUCCCUCCACCACGCAAAAGGCCGUCAGCAGAGCACUCGCUGUCCAUGGGUUCUCUGCUGGACAUCUCUAACACCCCUGACACAUGCAAAGGCUUGGCAGAAGACAGAGUAGAGAACAGAUCAGAGAGCAAAGGAGACAAUACUGUGACCAGGAAUAGGAUAAGAAGAAGGAGAACCAGGGAAAAGAGGACUAGGACAGACAGGCAAGAGAGGAGGAAAAGGUCCUUCCAGGGCACAAGUACCCUUCAGCAGCCAGAGGAGGAACAGCAGCAGCCAGGAACCUCUGCAGAGAGUUCAAAACCAUCCAAGAGCUCGACUCCUGUUGUGUCCAAACAGUCAGCCAGGUGGCAGGUCUCCAAAGAGUUCUACCAGACAGAGAGCAACUAUGUUGACAUUUUAAGCACCAUCCUACAGCUUUUCAAGCUUCCGUUGGAAAAAGAGGGGCAGGUGGGUGGACCCAUCCUGGCCCAAGAAGAGGUGAAGACAAUAUUUGGCAGCAUCCCCGAAAUCUAUGAGGUUCACAUCAGAAUAAAGAGUGACCUUGAGGAGCUCCUGUCAGACUGGUCAGAAGACAAGAGUGUUGGAGAUAUCAUUCUCAAAUAUUCGAAAGAGUUGGUGAAGGCCUACCCACCUUUUGUCAACUUUUUUGAAAUGAGUAAGGAGACCAUUGUUCGGUGUGAGAAGCUAAAGCCACGCUUCCAUGCUUUUCUUAAGAUUAACCAGGCGAAGCCAGAGUGUGGGAGGCAGACACUGGUGGAGCUGCUCAUCAGACCUGUACAGAGACUGCCCAGUGUGGCCCUUCUUCUUAAUGACAUAAAGAAACAUACAUCAGAUGACAACCCAGACAAGAUAACACUGGAGAAAGCAAUUGAGUCUCUUAAAGAAGUCAUGACUCACAUCAAUGAGGACAAGAGGAAGACUGAAGGCCAGAAGCAGAUCUUUGAUGUUGUUUAUGAAGUUGAUGGCUGUCCUGCCAACUUGCUGUCCUCUCAUCGCAGUCUGGUUUACCGAGUAGAAACAAUCGCCCUGGGAGACCAGCCCUGUGACCGUGGAGAAAAUGUCACACUCUUCCUCUUCAAUGACUGUCUUGAGAUUGCAAGGAAGCGACACAAGGUGAUCAAUACGUUUAAGAGUCCGCUAGGGCAGACGAGACCACCACCACCGCUCAAACACAUCACACUGAUGCCGCUGUCCCAGAUCCGAAGAGUGCUGGACCUGCACGACACAGAGGAGUGUGUGAAUGCAUUUGCCUUGGUGGUUCGCCCUCCAACUGAACAGGAGAACUUGUUGUUCAGCUUCCAACUUGCUGGAGAGGAAACAGUUAAAAGCGCCUGGCCGCGAACACUUUGCCGCCACGUCGCCAACACCAUCUGCAGGACUGAUGUGGAGGAUCUGAUUCAGUGUACAGACCCAGACUCACUGCAGGUCAGCACCAAGGAUAUGGACAGCACCCUGAGCAAAGCCUCCAGAGCCAUCAAGAAGACCUCGAAAAAGGUGACAAGGGCCUUUUCUUUCACCAAGACCCCAAAGCGUGUGAUCCAGAGGGCUUUCAUGGCCAACAGUACUCCAGAAGAGAGAAGCCAAAGGCUGAGUUGUGAAAACCGUGUCAGCAGCAGCUCCACGCUAGCUGCACAUCAUUCCCCCUCCAUGGUCAAUCUGCCAUCCAUGUUUGAAAGGAAGUACCACACGUUCAGUCGCUCCAGCACCCACCUCUUCUGAGACGCUGCCGCUGGGGAGCACCAGCAGGGCUGCACCCACCUUCUCACCUCAUUUGCCUUGACUGCCAUUAACAGCAAGAUGUGUGCCAACAGGCAUGUGUAUGUAGUUAAAGCUACCUGUAAAUAUUGGCAAACUAGCAUUUGUCCAUAUUGGAGCUCCUCACAGACUUUUCAAACCUGCAUCAAUUGGCAUUAAGCCACAUCUGGAAAAGUGCACUGAAGAAUUCACAAUAGUCAAGCUACUGUUAGUGUUUCAAAUCUGAAAUUUUUGCAAAGAAGGGUUAAACAAUAAGCUAACUGUUUAGCAAUGUGAUGCCCACCAUGUGAUGUAUUCAGCUGAAACGCCUCUGUGUGGCUGAGAACUAGCAUCUGACCGGGCAGUUUGGUGCGUCUCUCCAAAACAAUGCUUGAACGAAGACUUUUUUUACUCGGAGCUAACUGGAUCGGUACUGCAACAUGCUGGGGGCUACAGCUGUGUGAUCACCACUGACAUGUUAAGUUCACCUUCCCCCUGAAAAGAUGAAGGAUGCUCUGCUUUUUCUCUGCAAUUGUUGAAUGGAUUAUCCCGGUUUCUCAAUUAAUGUACUAAGGUAUGGGUGGUAUGUAGUAUAUCAUACCUUCCUGAAAUUAAAAAUUUAAUCGGGGUAUGCUGUAUAUAAUGUUGUAAGUGUGGGAUGCCACAAACCUCCCCUCCUUAAUUCACCAAGUUAGAUUUGAAAACAUGCCGUUAUUCCCCACACUCUCUCUCUGCCUGCUGGCUGCCAGCUGUUUACAGUCCUGUAACUUCUCCCUCCACCACUGGGUGCCACUGUGUCCUUCAGUGCAGCUGCUUGUUCCACCAAUGGAGAUCAGAGACUGGGCUGGUGGUGCGUGCUGUGCACUAUAAACAGUGAGUUUAAUAGAAAGAGGAGUGCCUGUAUUUAUGAGGGGACUGAAAAACAUAUCAUCAGGAUUUUUAAAUAACCUGGUAUACUGUGAUACUGCCCAAGCCUAAAUGUGCUUCACCAGACACGUUUUGUGUUCAUAGGUUGCAUGCUCAGCCUAAUGGUUGGGGACCAGUGUUGGCAGUGUUCAGCGAAGUGUUAACACUAACUAAAGACCAAGUAACCAGCUCAUCUUUCUUCGACUUUAAAUGGGGAAUCUUGAUGUCCCUAAUGUAGCUCGAUUCUAAUUUGGGAAGUAAAAAAAAACAUUUAACUUUAGGUAUUUAGGUAUUUCUAUUUAUCAGUUGCAGGUUUUUAAGUAAGCUCUUUGUGAUUUUUGUACUUAUGUUACAAUGCUGACUCCUCUUACCUUUUGCUGUUUUGUGACUUUUUUAAUUAACUUGCUCGGGAAAAGUCCUUUAUAUUAACUGACAUUAAAUGUUAUUUUAUUGUAGUGGGCUAGACUUAAUUUCACUUGAUUUAAUAAUAUUACUUUUUGUAAUUAACCCACUCUCAACAUUUAAACUUUUGAUAGUUUCCAGCUUUUAUAAAGCUUCUAUUUUGGCAUUUUAAGAGAUUCGGUUGAGGAGCAUUAAAGCACUUCUGCUUUUGUUCCCUCUGCGGCCGUCCACGUUUUAAAAGACCUUUUUACAAUGUGUGUGCACCAUGUCUGCGUUUCUGUGUGUGUGUGUGUGUGUUUAAGAAGGACUGCUGCAUCAGUGUAUUUAUUCUUGAAGAAUACUUUUUCAUUUCUUUUUCACUUGCUAUUUAUGUUGUUUUCUACUCAUAUGUCUGUUUUUUUCCCCCUCAUGCUGUUGUCAAUGAGCUUCUCUUGUUGUUUCAUCUCUGUAUUAAAUGCACUUCAACAUGUACCUGAAGAUUUCAGCUUUUUUUUUUUUUA